AUUGUCUUCAGCAGGAACAAUGGCUGUGUUCUUUAUCACCUUUUAUCUUUUUGUAACUGUAAAAACAUCUGACAUCUCCGAGCUUCAAAUGAAAACAGUAAAGCAUGGAGACAAUAUUACCAUAAAGUGUGACCUCAACAUGGCUGAAGAAAACAAAAACAUUUAUUUAGCCUGGUACAAGCAGAAUUUUGGAAAGCUGCCAGAGAAUAUUGUGAGAUCAUUUGGGGACAAUAAAAAGUGCAGAUUUGAGCCUGCAUUUAACAGUGGCCACUUCAGUAUUAAUGUGGAUGGUGUUUUUGAUCUCAGCAUUAAUGAAAUUAAAGAAGAUGAUGUAGGAACAUAUUUGUGUGGAAAAACAAGCACAAGUACUACAGAGUUUGUAUCUGGGGCCCUUUUGAUGUUUGAAGCUGAGAAGAAUGUCCACAGUGCUCUGACUAAAAUGGUUAUCAGGAGGGGAGAAUCUACCAUGAUGCAGUGUUCAGUACAAGCUGAUACUUCAAGCUGUGUAGGAAACUACAGUGUCUACUGGUUCAAACAUGGAGAAUCUGAUCCAGGAAUCAUUUACACACAUGUAGACAGCAGUGAUCAAUGUGAGAAGAGAUCUGAGGCUGGCUAUUCUACACAGAGUUGUGUGUACAAGCUCCCCAAGAUGAACCUCAGCCUCACUAAUACUGGAACUUACUACUGUGCUAUUGUUGCAUGUGGAAAGAUAAUCUUUGGGAAUGGAAUUGCAGUUGAAGCUGCAUCUGAAGAAAAUAACCACUGGAUUGUUAUUGCCUUGGCAGCAUCAACUAUAAUACUUGUCAUAAUGGUGAUUUUGUUUGGAAUUCUAUUUAAAAAUCAAGUGAAAGGUGCUUGCAAUUACAACCCAAAUCAUACAAAUCAGGUAACUGGUCUCCCAUCAUGCACAUUCAUGUUCCUACUGGUAAAGAUGGAUCUGUCCUAGAAUCAACAAUGCAUUUGUUAUAUUUAUAGCUAAAAAGUGCAGAUUAAAAAAACAUCCUUUUUAAACUCUACUUGUAUUUUGUCCUAUGUAUAGUUUAUAACAGCUCAUAUUCUUUGUCAGGCUGAGGACUCAACUAUAUUAAACUAUGCAGCUGUGAGAUUUACUCAGAAACCUUCCUCCUCCACAACAUGCAGAGUCAAAGAUGUUUAUGCACAGAUUAAAGUUUCUUAGC
This is a messenger RNA of Electrophorus electricus (electric eel), 1178 nucleotides long. RefSeq lists its product as uncharacterized. Lineage: Eukaryota; Metazoa; Chordata; Actinopteri; Gymnotiformes; Gymnotidae. The record is from RefSeq and is a predicted model, not a curated record. Gene Ontology annotation, biological process: response to bacterium.